AUGGGAUACAGCAAAGACGACCUUUUCACAUUACAUUGGCUUGACAAUUCACGUGCACACCGUAUUCUAUGGUUACUUGAGCUUUUAGGGCUCAAUUAUGAAGUGAAAAUUUACUUCCGUCACCCUAAAACCUGGAGAGCACCCCCAGAAUUAUUUCGAGUCCAUCCUUUGGGUAAGUCCCCUAUCCUUGAUAUUGAUUUUGCUGAUGGGAGUGAACGUCUUCAAUUACUUGAAAGUGGUAAUAUGAUUCAAUAUUUGCUUAAACAUUAUGAUUUCGAUAAAGUUUUGGCUCCCAAAGAUAGAAAGCAAAGAAUGCAGGUUGAUUACUUUUUACAUUACACUGAGGGGACUUUACAGCAUUUGUUGAUUUCGUUAUUAGUCAACAGCAGCGCCAAGAAUAUGGCUCCAUUCCCAUUAAAGAGUGUGACCAAAUUAGUUGGGAAAGGUAUCAAUAACGGUUACUACAAGCACGAGUUUGAGUUGAAUAUGAUCUAUUUGGAGAACCAUAUGCGUAAACAAGGAACAGGAUUCUUUGUGGGUGACAAAUUAAGCGGGGCUGAUAUAAUUUUGAGCUUCCCCAUUUACGAGAAUGUGUUUGACAAUAUGAUUGGUGUAAAGGAAUGUACUGGCGAAAAACGAGAUAUGAAGGACUUGUAUCCACAGUUAGCCAAAUGGUCCAAGAUGGUGAGUAAAGACCCUGCUUACAGAAAGAUAAAUAAGUAUAUGGAAGACAAGGUGGAAGAAUAUGUUCGGGCCCAAGCUAAUUUGUAG
Lizanozyma spartinae is the source of this 771-nucleotide messenger RNA. It is a transcript of the gene GTT1, whose product is annotated as Gtt1p. The transcript has a single exon. NCBI's taxonomy places the organism in Eukaryota, Fungi, Ascomycota, Pichiomycetes, Serinales, Debaryomycetaceae. The record is from RefSeq and is a predicted model, not a curated record. The coding region runs from base 1 to 771 and encodes 256 amino acids.